AUGGCGGUGGUAGGGAGUCUGACGGCUCACCAGCGUUGGAUACUGAUGGCAGUGAAAGGAGGAGCGUCAACAUCUUUUCUUUGGACUACUACCAUUGCUUUUACACUUCAUCGCACUGUUGUUAAACACAAGACAGAUGUUGAAGAUCUUGAGGCCAUGUUUCACUUGUAUGUUUGGGGAACUUCAUUGGUGCUGACUGUAAUUCGCUCCAUUGGUAAUGACCACAGGCAUUUUGGUGGAUGGUGCUUGACACAAACAGGGAGGACAAGAAAGGCUGUUGAAUUCAUAACAUUUUAUGCACCGCUCUGGGGUGCAAUUCUUUACAAUGGAUUUACCUACUUUCAAGUCAUACGCAUGCUAAACAAUGCAACACGAAUGGCAGUUGGAAUUUCAGACCAAGCAUAUCAAUCUGAUGCAAGAUUAGACAAGAAGGCAUUGAACCGGUGGGGAUACUAUCCACUCAUCUUAAUAGGAUCGUGGGCUUUUGGCACUAUCAAUAGCUUUCAUGAUUUUAUAGAACCAGGCCACAAAAUCUUUUGGCUCUCUGUUCUUGAUGUUGGGACAGCUGCACUAAUGGGUCUUUUCAACUCAAUUGCGUAUGGCCUGAACUCUUCAGUGCGGCGGGCAAUAUAUGAAAGAUUGGAUCUGGUAUGGCCAGAGAGUCUUCAGAGAUUGUUCCCUGGCAGUUUAAAAUCUAGAGGUCAAUUUCAAGAGAGUGAACUAAUCGCAUUGAGGAUUGAAGAUCAGCAUUAA
Messenger RNA from Dovyalis caffra, 753 nucleotides. The record is from the annotation of a GenBank genome assembly. NCBI's taxonomy places the organism in Eukaryota, Viridiplantae, Streptophyta, Magnoliopsida, Malpighiales, Salicaceae.